AUGAAUCCGUAGAGUUUUCAACAGUAUGGUUCAUGUCAUGAACAAAAAAGAUAAGUUUUACUUUUCCACCAAAAAUGUAACCUGGUUUUUAUAAAUUCUCCUCCACGGAAAUGUUAUCCAAACUAUUAUAUCUCUAAUGAUAUCACUCCUAUAUUAUCUCUAGUAUUUGGCACGUCUAACACGGUAUUCAAUUCUCUGGCAUAACUUAUAUUUACUUAUUAGCGCGUUUAAGUAUCAAUAAGUUCUAAAAUGGUAAGCUGUUCAAAUAUCAUGGUGGUCAUGAUACUCGUAGUGGUUUGCAACAGAGUUAACUGUUGUAGCGGCAAGGAUUCCAGAUGCGGACGUCACGGCCCAAAAAUCAGAUUUCCAUUCCAUUUUAAAGACAGUGAAACAGAAGAUGGAUGUGGUUAUAAAGGCUUUGGUCUUACUUGUUCAGACACACACAAAACACUGCUUGAGCUUCCUUCACAUUCUGGCCCAAUUGUACUCCAAGUCAAAACCAUAAAUUAUCAAGACCAAUAUAUAUUCGUAUCUGACCCAGGAAAUUGUCUUCCUGGAAAGCUUCUUAAGCUCCACCAAUCACAAAUGUCUACUUUUCAGUUAUAUAAGUAUCCCGAAGAUUCUUCUAAAUCCAUUUUCCUUAAUUGUAGCUCAUUAUCCUGCCCUGUUUAUGUUGUUGAUUCUGGCAAUAGCCUCCUUCAUUCGGGUUUUGACCCAAUACUCUGCACCAGAACUCCAGAUAUUAUUUCUUCACUACGCCGGUCGGAAGAUGAGGAUUGUGAUGAUUGUUAUGGUUUGACAUGGUCGAAACCCAAUUGUAGCAUGUGUGAAAUACAAGGAAAGAUGUGUAAACUCAAAAACAACGGAACUGGAGACGAGAUAGAAUGUUUUGAACGUCAACACAAACCAAUUAAGAAGAUACUUCUAUAUGUCACAGUUGCGAUUGUUGGUGCAAUUAUGGUGGUGUUGAUUCUUAAAACAUAUUUGCGUCUCUAUAACUAUUUUAAAACAAAGGGUGAAGAUGAGGCCAGAAUUGAAAAGUUUUUAGAGGAUUAUCGGGCGCUCAAUCUUACGAGAUUCUCUUUUGUAGAUAUAAAGAGGAUUACAAAUAACUUUAGAGAAGAGUUAGGUGAAGGGGCUCAUGGAGCAGUUUUUAAAGGUAAAUUAUCUAAUGAAAUUCUCGUGGCUGUGAAGAUGCUAAAAAACACCGUGGAUGAUGGAAAAGAGUUCAUUAAUGAAGUGAAAGCAAUGGGAAAAAUUCACCACAUUAAUGUAGUUCGCUUGAUUGGAUUUUGUGCGGAUGGAUGCUAUCGUGCUCUUGUUUACAAUUUCUUUUCAAAUGGCUCAUUACAAAACUUCAUAACUCAACCUAAAAACAUUAAUCGUUUUUUUGGUUGGGAAAUGCUCCAACAAAUAGCUCUUGGCAUAGCCAAAGGUAUUGAGUAUCUUCACACGAGUUGUGAUCAACGAAUUCUUCACUUUGAUAUUAAUCCCCAUAACGUGUUAUUAGAUGACAAACUUGUUCCAAAAAUUACAGAUUUUGGUUUGGCUAAAUUGUGUUCUAAAACUCAAAGUGUAGUUUUAGUAACUGCCGCGAGGGGGACUUUAGGUUACAUUGCACCUGAAGUAUUUUCGAGGAACUUUGGAAAUGUAUCAUAUAAAGCUGACAUAUAUAGUUAUGGGAUGUUAUUACUUGAAAUGAUUGGAGAAAGAAAGAGUAUAAGUGAACUUUCAGAGGAAAAUUUUAAAGUUCUAUAUCUAGAAUGGGUUCAUGAGUUUCUUGAAGGGCGAGAUAUGCAAUUGAAGAUUGGGAAAGUAGGAGAUGAUGUAAUUUUAAAAAAACUUGCAAUUGUAGGAUUGUGGUGUAUUCAGUGGAAUCCAAUAAAUCGUCCAUCGAUAAAAGGUGUGCUCAAAAUGUUAGAAGCUCAAGAAGAAGGAAAUUUGAUUGUGCCUCCAAACCCUUUCAACUCAACAAUUUUCAAAAAUAGUGAAAUCCCAAAAAAGUAUUCAAUUUUAGAGUUAGAGUCUAUACAUGAAUGAGAUAUGGUUGUCACAUUAGAAAAUAUCAGGUGCGACAAGAUUAACAUUUUAUAUAUUAUUUAGGUACAGUGUUAAUCUUGAUGCAUUUAAAUAUUUAUGCAAAAUAUCAUAUGGACAUAGCGAUGGCAACAUAAGAUACCCGUCCAAACUCAUUUUGAAUUUGACUGAAAAAACUCAUUUUGAUUGGGGUUGGAUU
Lathyrus oleraceus (garden pea) is the source of this 2236-nucleotide messenger RNA. RefSeq names its product rust resistance kinase Lr10. The coding region runs from base 250 to 2040 and encodes 596 amino acids. Gene Ontology annotation, biological process: protein phosphorylation. Lineage: Eukaryota; Viridiplantae; Streptophyta; Magnoliopsida; Fabales; Fabaceae. The record is from RefSeq and is a predicted model, not a curated record. The transcript is spliced from 2 exons. Gene Ontology annotation, molecular function: ATP binding; protein kinase activity; polysaccharide binding.